CCACUUCUCAUGUGAUAAAUGGACGGACAACCAGAAUGUGAUCGUGAACAUGCCCAAAUUCAAACAUAAAUUGUCAGGAAGAAGCAUACAAAAAUCUGAGGGAAAAUUUGUACAGAAGUAAAAACUUCAAAAGCGGACUCCUUGCGGUCAUAGAAAAAUGAACAUUGAAAAUACUACACCACAGAACACAUUUUUUAUUCUAUGAUCCCCCUCACUCCCUCCACACGUCACGUUUGACAGUGGCUGUCAAUGCUGUCAUUCAUUAAUCUUCCAUUAUUUGAGUUUUUUGUUACAACGUAAAUCAGCAAGCGAUUUUGCCUUCCCGGAGGCUUUCAAUUCACCAAUUUGUGUAUCUAUAGACCUGGAAUAGCUCUCUAGUAAUGGGGGACGGCAACGAAGCUGAAAAGCAACCCCUGCUGACCAGCGAAAACACCAACUACAGUGGGGAUGUGUCUGGUCAACAAGCCACAGUAUCACCAAUUGGCCCAGAUGAACUGCCCCCAGCUUUCUAUCAGCCUUUGGAAGCUGGUGGUGUACCUAUGGUGACAUGUCGUGUUUGUCAAGCAAUGAUUGACAUUUCUGGGAAACGUGAUCAGCAUGUUGUCAAGUGCUCCCAGUGUAAUGAAGCAACACCUAUAAGGAAUGCUCCACCAGGCAAAAAGUACGUGAGAUGUCCAUGCAACUGCCUGUUGAUAUGCAAAAGCUCUUCCCAGAGGAUUGCAUGUCCGAGGCCAAACUGCAAACGCAUCAUCAACUUGGCACCCAGUCCUGUGACACCACCAGUACCCACCAUGCCUGGAAUGUGCAGGGUCACUUGCGGACACUGCCACGACACAUUUUUGUUCAACACCCUAAACAACGCUCUAGCUCGUUGCCCACAUUGCCGCAAAGUCUCUUCAGUCGGCCCAGACUACGCGCGAGGACGCGGCAACAUCUUUAUGGUGCUUACAUUCGUCUUCCUUAUCGUGGGAAUCGCAGUGACAGCUGGCACGUACGGAUACGCGAGAACGCACAGCAGCAUGUACGUGCUUUACGUUGGGGCAUUCCUUUUGGCCGCUGUCAUGUUCGUGCGCAGCCUCUACUAUUACUUCAUGAAGGUCAGCAUCAUCGAGGGACCCAUGUAAUCUGCGAAUAGUGCGUAUAGGACAUUGUGAAAAGGAGAUAAGAUUCGGGAUGGGUUGAUGAUGGCGAAGUGGAACUGAAGAUGAUACUGUCUUCAGGCUUGCUGAUCUGGGUUGCAAUAUGAAACGUAUUUCUGUUUACUGCAAGCAAUUUGCUAAAGUUUUUUUUUAUAUAUAUAUACUGAAGUCGCGUAGACAGAAACCUAAAGAACAGGGCACCGCGACUCCUUGCGACGCUUUGUUAAUCCGAUUUUUGAACUGACUAAGGUUAGCAGAAGAAGUUGACAUUGACAUGACACACAAUUCUCAAUCGUUGGAAAUCCGGUGUCAUACAACCGCGAUCAGACUGAUGAUUUACAGAACCGCAAAUUCAUAUUCUGCUUCCCUAAAAUCUGUUCAGUUACAAAAUUAUCACGAUUGAUGAACAACACAUCUCUACAGAAGUUACAUUGGUUGUCAAACAAACUGAAUCGCCAAGUAGACGCCUGGAUUCUGGAACAGUUGUUUUAAAGUUGCUAUCGCAUCGAGGAGCUCGAGAGGUCUUCGUUUUCACUUAUUUCUGGUUGAAUAUUGGAGAUGGGUCACACUUGAUAUGUAGGCUGACUGCUAGAAGCGUAUCUUUGCGGAUUGGUGAAAACGAAAGUGUGACUAUACCCGAGUCCAAAAAAGCCCUGCUUUGAUUACUUUGUCGAUCGAAAAUUGUUGAUUUGCUUUACUUUUUUCCUCUAUUUAUACUGUCUACUAAUCGCGGUUGCUUUACAGUAUUAGGAAUAAAUAUUGCUUUCAUGAAUUGUGAUGGAUAAUAAAACUAAGUUGGUACCAGAGCCAGAAUAUAUCUAGUCUAGGAAUUGGUUAUGCCAUUUAUCAAACCACCUUUCAGUACAGCCAAUGACUAAUUUCAUCUAACAAAUUGUUUAGAGUCAAUAGAAGCCCGAAAAAUUAUCCUUAUUUUUCCCUGUAGUAUUAAAUGGAAUAGGUUUCCAACGGUCUACAUAUAAAGUUUCACAGACAUUUAAACUUUUUGUUAGAUGAUAUGACAACGAUAUGUUCAUUGUCUGUGCAUGUUUUAGUAUUAUGCUUUUAGACAAUUUUGAAGAGUACCUCGGCGUAAUAAAUGUGUAUAAACGGCAUCUUUACUCACUACUGUGUGAAUUUUGCAUCACACAUAUUUUAUUUGGAGGUUGAAACAUAGAAGCAUUAAUCUACGUGUACAAAGUGAAGUGUUGUAAUCAUUGACUAGAGACGACUUUGAUGCUUAUCAUAACAAUGGCCCCAAAACCUAUCCCUGUGGAACGUUCGUAUCAAUUUUUAUCUCACAUCUCAUGAGCAGCGUUUUUUACAUUGCCGCAUUUAUUAGACAGCUUUGAGGGUGACUUGAGAGUUCUGUAUCACUGAGCAGUAUUGCAAUUUUAAAAAAUUGUUACUACGAAAGUAAGUAUGUUUCACUUUCAUCAUAUUUGAGAGUUUUGAGACACUGAUUAAAAAUGUCUGAUUGACAGAUUCUAUUUUUGUGGCAGAUAUUAAACUCUCUAUUAGUUGAUUAGAAAAUAAUGUCAAGUCAAUGAUUGCAAUUUAGUCAAUAUUUCUUACCUAUAUUUAAUAAAAUCAUACUGUUGUAAUUAUAAUCGUUAUUAGCAUUAUAUAUAUAUACAUAUAUUACAAAUAUCUCAUUAGAAUCUUAUGUGCUAUUAUUAUUUUAAUAUACUUAGAGAUGUUAAAGUCAAACAUAGGUUUUUUAAACUUUUUAUUUAUAUGAUUUUUGUUCAUCAUAUCUGUUAAAAUUUUUGGAACAUUCCCUUCUGUCAAAAGUUGUAAUGUAUCAUAAGUUAAGGUUAUAUUGCUUCAUUGUCAAAGUUUGUAUAAUAUUAUUGAAUAAAUUUAACAGACUGUGUAAAGGAUGGUGAUAAUAAAAUAUUUUUAAAUUAUUACAA
Acanthoscelides obtectus is the source of this 3052-nucleotide messenger RNA. The record is from the annotation of a GenBank genome assembly. Lineage: Eukaryota; Metazoa; Arthropoda; Insecta; Coleoptera; Chrysomelidae.